AUGCGAUGGUUUUCCUGGUUACUUUUACUGUUUAUCGGGAAAGUUACAUACGGGAAAGGCGACUUCGAAUUUGAGUUUGAGUAUCCGAAAAAAGAAAACUUCGAGAAGUGCAUCGAUUCACCACAAGACGAGGAUCUCUCUGAUUUCCACUACACUUCUACAAAUCCACUGGGUCCUAUUGUGGAAUGUCAUCUUCUCGGUAUGGAAUUCAUCGCAUGUGAAGAUCCAGUUCCUCUUAACGGACCAGGACAAACCGGUCAACAAUCUACAAAUGAAAGUUUUCACAAAGAAGGAAAAUGUGAACGGAUGGGUGGUUAUCGAGCAGAAGAUAUUGAGUUCACAGAGGUUAAAUGCCGAGUUUUGCCAUGUAUAGAGUGUCGAGGACCAAGAGGUUUCACCAAAUCUGUACCAUGUAUAAUCUACACUGGCCACUACUUCCUAACAACUCUUCUCUACUCGAUAUUUCUCGGAGUUGUUGCUGUCGAUCGUUUCUGUCUCGGAUACUCAGCAAUGGCAGUUGGAAAGCUAAUGACUUUAGGAGGAUUCGGGAUUUGGUGGAUCGUUGACAUAUUUCUAUUAGUACUUGGAGUGCUUGGACCUGCUGAUGACUCGAACUGGGAACCCUACUACUGA
Messenger RNA from Caenorhabditis remanei, 633 nucleotides. RefSeq lists its product as uncharacterized. The transcript is spliced from 3 exons. Bases 1 to 633 code for a protein of 210 amino acids. NCBI's taxonomy places the organism in Eukaryota, Metazoa, Nematoda, Chromadorea, Rhabditida, Rhabditidae. The record is from RefSeq and is a predicted model, not a curated record.